Messenger RNA from Mesorhabditis belari, 1839 nucleotides. Lineage: Eukaryota; Metazoa; Nematoda; Chromadorea; Rhabditida; Rhabditidae. The record is from the annotation of a GenBank genome assembly.
AUGAACCAACGAGAGAGCAGGAAAGAAGAGAGAAACGACAAAAGCGAGAUACCCAUCGAUGCUUUGUCCAUCAAUGAACACAGCGCGGAAGUGAAUGUGGAAGAUGAGAGUCGGAAAGAGGUCUUUUGGCACUCCUCAGCUAUCAUUCUUGGAGCCGCCCUCGAGAAACAUUUCGCCAAAGGUUUCCCUUGCUUUCCUUCAUCAAACAGCAAUGGAUUUUUCUAUGAAAUUUUCCUCAAGGAGCAAACGGUUUCACAAGAGGAUCAAGAGAAACUGCAACAAAUCGUCGAAUCAUACAUACAAGAGAAUCUACCAUUCGAAAAAUUGGUGCUACCAAAACAGGAACUUUUGGAAGUUUUCAAGGAAAAUGAGUUCAAGCUUCGUCUUCUUGAUAGAAUGGAUCAACAAAUGAUUCAAGUUUGCCGAUUCGGAUCGUUCCUUGAGAUUUGUGAAAAACCGAUUGUCAAAGAAGCUGGUCAGAUCAAGGCAAUCAAACUCCUAAACGUUUCCUCAUCGUAUUGGAGUGGCGAUUGUGAAGCUGAAUCGCUUCAACGAAUCAGCGGAAUCUCGUGGCCGAGUGAUGAAAUGAUGAAAGAAUGGGAAAAAGCGCAGGAAGAAGCCGCUGCCAGAGAUCAUCGAAAGAUUGGACUCAACCAAGAGCUUUUCUUCUUUCAUCCACUCAGUCCAGCUUGUGCUUUUUGGUACCCGAAAGGAGCUUUGAUGUACAAUCGCUUGAUCGAAUUCAUCCGGCGGCAGUAUCGAUUGAGGGGAUUCAUGGAGGUGAUCACGCCAAACAUCUACAAUUCGAAGUUGUGGGAACAGUCGGGACACUGGCAACAUUACAAAGAAGACAUGUUUGUUUUCGAUGUUGAAAAGGAGCAUUUUGGAUUGAAACCGAUGAAUUGCCCAGGUCACGCGUUGAUGUUCGCAAAUCGACUCCGCUCGUACAACGAGUUGCCCCUGAGAUUCGCCGAUUUUGGAGUACUGCAUAGAAACGAGAGCUCUGGAGCUCUUUCCGGGCUGACGCGCGUUCGCCGCUUUCAAAUCGACGAUGCGCAUAUUUUCUGUCGUUACGAUCAGAUCGGCUCGGAGAUCAAGGCUUUCCUCGAUUUCCUUGAAUUUACAUAUGAAAAGGUUUUCGGCUUCACGUUUAAUUUGAAUCUCUCCACGCGGCCCGAGCACUAUUUGGGGGAAAUCGAAGUGUGGGAUGAAGCGGAAGCAGCCCUAAAGAAAGUGCUCGACGGAUCCGGAAGAGCCUGGAAGGUGAACGCGGGAGAUGGAGCGUUUUACGGGCCGAAGAUCGACAUCACGAUUCAGGAUGCUCUCAAGCGAAAUCAUCAAUGCGCAACGGUGCAACUCGACUUUCAGAUGCCCAUCCGAUUCGAUUUACACUAUUUUGACGAGAAGGGUGAACGCCAUCGGCCAGUGAUGAUCCAUCGAGCGAUCCUCGGCUCUCUCGAGAGAUUUUUUGGGAUAAUCACCGAGAGUUUCGCCGGGAAAUGGCCUUUUUGGUUAAGCCCGCGACAGGCCAAGAUCGUCUGUGUCCACGAAUCUUUCAGAGAAUACGCACGCGAGGUGAAAGAUAAGAUCUACGGCUCCGGCUUUGAGGUAGAAUUCGACGAGAAUUGCGCGGAACUGAUGAAUCGACAGAUUCGAGACGGUCAACUCGCCGCCUUCAACUUCAUCUUGGUGAUCGGGAAACGGGAAAUAGCGAAUCGAUCGGUGAAUGUGAGGGGAAGAGAUAAUGUGGUUCACGGCGAAAUCCCAAUCGAUGUGCUGGUGGAGAAGUUUGAGAAAUUCGCCCGCAAUUAUGUGAAAGACUCCGAGAUCUCAUUCAGA